UUCACUUCCAACUCAGCCAUCAUAAGUUUUCCUUUUUUUCCCCACUCUUUACUGCACAAAAUCAUCAAUGGCGAUUCGUCGGAUUUUAGCGAAACGCCUAUCUAGUGCCCUGAAAAUAGAUCCGCUUCCACCGGUUACGGUUCUAGAACGUUUUCACAUUCCGGCGACGCCGCCGGAUUCCGUCAACGCUGAUUUCUUCCGUCGGUUUCUCCAGAGGAGAGAAAUCAAUCAUGUAGCGAGACUGCCGGAGUUUUUUUCUAUUCCAGUGGGAGAAAAAUUGAGAGAGAAGUUGAGGUCUAUGAAUGUUACUGGAGAAAGGAUUAGAUUCGAAGGCCUAGCUCCACCGACCCCGUCUACGGCAACGGCGUUGCUGCCGGCGGAUACGAUUGGGAAGAUAACUGUGAAUGAUGCUAAGAAGAUAUUGAAAAUCUCGCAGAUGGAAAAAGUGAAAUCGAGACUUAGGGAGAUUCCGAUGAACUCUAUUUCGUACUCCGAAUUCGUUGGGAUCUGUGAUGAAUUUUGCUCUAACAGAGAACAGAGUUUGGAUUUCGCUAAAAUGUUGGAUGAAUCCGGUAGCGUCAUCGUUCUGGGUGACGUCGUUUUCCUCCGUCCACAUCAGGUGGCAAAAUCAAUGGACAAAAUAAUUUCAGAAUCCAUAGUAUCCCCAAAUGACCCAAGAAGAAGAGAACUUGAACAUAUGGAAAAGGAAAAGGCCUUUAUUGAUCAAAAAGCCCAAUCACUUGUAAGAGGAGAACUUUACUUUGGUCUGGGCUUUUUAGUUCUCCAAACAUUGGGCUUUAUGAGGCUAACAUUUUGGGAAUUGACUUGGGAUGUGAUGGAGCCCAUUUGCUUCUUUGUGACAUCACUUCACUUUGCCCUUGCAUAUGGAUUCUUCUUAAGAACAUCAAAAGAGCCCACUUUUGAAGGGUAUUUCCAAAGACGUUUCAAAGUGAAACAAAAGAAGCUCAUGAAGACACACAAUUUCGAUCUCGAAAAGUAUAAUAAACUAAGAGAAGCAUUUUAUCCAACUUAUUAUAACCAACCAUAUUAUGGAUUUUCGUAGAAUUAUUCGAUCA
This is a messenger RNA of Solanum dulcamara, 1076 nucleotides long. Its product is annotated as calcium uniporter protein 4, mitochondrial. Gene Ontology annotation, molecular function: calcium channel activity; uniporter activity. Lineage: Eukaryota; Viridiplantae; Streptophyta; Magnoliopsida; Solanales; Solanaceae. The coding region runs from base 68 to 1063 and encodes 331 amino acids. Gene Ontology annotation, cellular component: mitochondrial inner membrane; uniplex complex. The record is from RefSeq and is a predicted model, not a curated record. Gene Ontology annotation, biological process: calcium import into the mitochondrion; mitochondrial calcium ion homeostasis. The transcript is spliced from 2 exons.